GUAUGCCGCGACCGCGGCUUGAUGACCGCGUUCGGCUAUUGCCGCGGCAGGAACGACACGGGCACUUUCCUGUGGGGCGACAACGCCACCGACGGUAAGGCCAUCCCUGUCAAGGGCAAGAUCCACUGGGCGAUAGAUCUGAGCCGAGUCGAGAUCGCGAUCUACAGCGGUGCGGCGGGCAAUCACACAAGCAGCGUCAAGGCGAAGCACCAAAUCCACCAUCCGAACAAGUUCAAGGACGUGUUGAAGCACGGAAGCAAGAUGCCGGUUCUCGACCAGGAUGGCAUCCGAGCCCUCCUGUCCCAGCGGGACACUCUUGCGGAGUAUGUGCGGGCCAAAUACGCCGGCGACGGCGCGGUGUUCGCUGACGGCACGGACACUGGCGGCGCGCGCUGGAAUGGGACGUCCAGUCGGUUCUCGGCCGCCUCGCCGCUCGACGGCCAGACGUCUCGGAGCAAGGGCAUGGACUGGAUGCAGGCGCAUGGCAAAGAGAUUGCGGAUGACCAUCUGUUCGACAGCGACCAGGCCUUAAAGCCAGGGAGCCUCAAGUUCUGCCACGAAGGGAAGUGCACAGCCAUCAUCGACACCGGCUCGAACAUCAUCGCCGGGCCGUUGAAGACGAUCAGCAAGAUUUCAAAGAUGCUGAACGUAAAGACGGAUUGCUCCAACCUGAAGGACCUGCCGCCCCUGAAGCUGCACUUCGGCUCGUUCGAGGCCACCAUCCCCGCGAAGGCAUACACCAUGAAGGUCUCCAUGCCGUCGUGGGCGAAGUCGGCCCACGGGCGCAGCCGCGGCAGCGCCGCGCCGACACGGUCGCUGACGAGGGAGGCCGCGGGUGCCUCGCUGCAGGACGCCUCCAGCGGCGCCUGGGCCGAGGCCGGCGCCUGGGGGCGGGUGUUCCAGGACCUGCACGAGAACCGCGGGAUCGACCUCGGGCCGCACUUCCACGGG
This is a messenger RNA of Prorocentrum cordatum, 951 nucleotides long. The record is from the annotation of a GenBank genome assembly. NCBI's taxonomy places the organism in Eukaryota, Dinophyceae, Prorocentrales, Prorocentraceae.